Molecule: messenger RNA, 2100 nt
Organism: Xiphias gladius (swordfish)
Lineage: Eukaryota; Metazoa; Chordata; Actinopteri; Istiophoriformes; Xiphiidae
Product: probable carboxypeptidase X1
Exons: 17
Coding region: 1-2100 (699 amino acids)
Biological process (GO): proteolysis
Molecular function (GO): zinc ion binding; metallocarboxypeptidase activity
Source: RefSeq, a predicted model, not a curated record
AUGGGAAAAACCGCCAACACUCCAAACACCACUGAUGUUCCCACCACAGGAUUCACAACCAGCUAUAGUAAGUCAACAACUAAACCUCCCGCAAUCACCGCAACUGCCGAACAUCUGGCUGAAGAAACUGGUAAAACGGCAGAGAGAGCAGUUCCCAGAAAACAAGCUGAGGAAGAGGAAGGUCCUCUGGAAUUUGCAAGGAGGUCCGCCAGGAGCGUUAACGUAGGAGAGAAGCCCGAAACGGUCCUGAAGAAACCCAGAGUCAUCGCCAAGAAGCCGAGGGUUGUCAAGAAAGCCAAACCAAAGGCCAAAAAAAGUGUGAGCACAUCAGUGGCCAGCACGGAAACUGUCCCGCAAUGUCCUCCACUGGGUCUGGAGUCCCUAAAAGUCAAAGACACUCAGCUGAGAGCGUCGUCCUACAAACGCAGGGGCCUGGGCCCUCACCGCGGCCGUCUCAACAUCCAGUCUGGGAUAGAGGAUGGAGACAUCUAUGAUGGAGCCUGGUGUGCUCAGUACCGAGACAGGAAGCAGUGGCUGGAGGUCGACGCGCGGCGGCCGACUCGCUUCACCGGUGUCAUCCUGCAGGGUCGCAGCUCCAUCUGGAGUUGGGACAUGGUGCACACCUACAAGGUGCAGUUCAGUAACGACUCGUAUGUCUGGAAGCCAUGCAUGAACGGGACCCAAGAGGCUGUAUUCGAAGGGAACCAGGAUACUGAGUCACCUGUCCUCGCCCUGUUCAACACUUCCACAGUGGCCCGUUACAUCCGGAUCAACCCGCAGACCUGGUACCAGAACGGGACGGAGGGGGACAUCUGCCUGAGAGCCGAGGUGUUGGGCUGCACACUCCCAGAUCCAAAUAACAUCUACGCAUGGCAGACAGAGCCAGCGGAGUCCGAAGACAAACUGGACUUCAGACACCACAACUACAAGGAGAUGAGAAAGCUGAUGAAGUCAGUGAACGAGGCCUGUCCUGACAUCACCCGCAUCUACAGCAUCGGAAAGAGCUACACGGGUCUGAAGCUCUACGUCAUGGAGAUCUCUGACAACCCCGGAAAACACGAACUGGGAGAACCAGAGUUCCGGUACGUCGCAGGGAUGCACGGGAACGAGGUGCUGGGCCGGGAGCUUCUGCUCUAUCUGAUGCAGCACAUGUGCCAGGAAUACAAGCGGGGCGACCAGCGCAUCGUCCGCCUGGUCAAAGAGACUCGCAUCCACCUCCUGCCUUCCAUGAACCCUGAUGGCUAUGAGAUAGCCUUUAAAAAGGGCUCGGAGCUGGCAGGUUGGGCCCUGGGACGUUACAGCUACGAAGGCAUAGACAUGAACCACAAUUUUGCUGACCUCAACUCAGUGAUGUGGACUGCCAUCGAGCUGGAGACGGACCGGUCCAAACUCAUCAACCACUACUUCCCCAUCCCCGAGCAGUACACCUCCGAGGAAGCCUUCGUGGCGUCAGAGACCCGAGCUGUCAUCAACUGGAUGCAGAACAUCCCCUUUGUUCUUAGCGCCAACCUCCACGGCGGAGAGCUGGUGGUCACCUACCCGUACGACAUGACCCGGGACUGGGCACCUCGUGAGCACACGCCGACCGCUGACGAGAGCUUCUUCCGCUGGCUGGCCACAGCGUACGCCAGCACCAAUAAGGUGAUGUCCAACCCAGACCGGCGGCCCUGCCACAACAAGGACUUCCUCAGAUAUAACAACAUCAUCAAUGGAGCCGCCUGGCACAACGUACCAGGAAGUAUGAAUGAUUUCAGCUACCUCCACACCAACUGUUUCGAGGUGACGGUGGAGCUGUCUUGUGAUAAAUUCCCUCAUGCCAGCGAGCUUCCCAUCGAGUGGGACAACAACAAAGAGUCUCUGCUGGUUUACAUGGAGCAGGUUCACCGUGGAAUUAAAGGUGUGGUUCGGGACAAAGACACGGAGGCCGGUAUAGCAGAUGCCAUCAUAAAAGUGGACGACAUUGAUCAUCAUAUUAGAUCAGUUGCUGAUGGCGACUACUGGCGGCUGCUGAAUCCCGGUGAGUACAGAGUGACGGCCAGCGCGGAGGGGUACCUCCCCUCCUCCCGCACCUGCCGGGUCAUAUGCCCAAACAGAGGCUAG